Messenger RNA from Drosophila serrata, 1199 nucleotides. RefSeq names its product Ubiquitin-like domain-containing C-terminal domain phosphatase 1 (gene Ublcp1). Gene Ontology annotation, cellular component: nucleus. Gene Ontology annotation, biological process: protein dephosphorylation; regulation of proteasome assembly. Gene Ontology annotation, molecular function: protein serine/threonine phosphatase activity; protein binding. Lineage: Eukaryota; Metazoa; Arthropoda; Insecta; Diptera; Drosophilidae. The record is from RefSeq and is a predicted model, not a curated record.
CUCCGAGGUCAGUGUGGCCAGGUUUCGCAGGGUGUAGCUAGACAACACUGCUCGCCAAUUGAAAAUUCGUUCAUGUGACAACAGAGUGCCUCUCAAAAUUUGUUGAUGCCGGAAUGACGAACAAUAGCUUAGAUUUCUCCUCAGCAGCGAUGGAGGUCAAGGAAGUGGUCGUAAUUGUAAAAUGGAGCGGCAAGGAGUACCCGGUGGACCUCACCGACCAGGACACUGUGGAGGUGUUGCGCCAUGAGAUCUUCCGCAAGACCCAGGUGCGCCCGGAGCGCCAGAAGCUGCUUAAUCUGAAAUACAAAGGCAAGACAGCCCCCGACAAUGUGAAGAUCAGCGCCUUGGAGCUAAAGCCCAACUUCAAGCUGAUGAUGGUAGGGUCUACGGAGGCGGAUAUCGAGGAUGUCCAGAGCCUGCCCGAUGACAUUGGCGAAGUGGUGGACGACUUCGACGACGCGGAAGAGCGCGAGGAGUCUGUGGAGAACUCCGCUGUGUAUCUGGCCAAGGUUCAGCGUCGCGUGCGUGACUACAAGAUCAAGGAGCUGGCUCCGCCGCGCGAAGGCAAAAAGCUGCUGGUCCUGGACAUAGACUACACCUUGUUCGACCACCGGUCACCGGCAGAAACGGGCACCGAGCUAAUGCGACCGUAUCUGCACGAAUUUUUGGCCUCUGCCUACGAGGACUACGACAUCGUGAUCUGGUCCGCCACCAGCAUGCGCUGGAUUGAGGAAAAAAUGCGUCUCCUGGGUGUAACCACCAACGAGAACUACAAGGUGAUGUUCUACCUCGACUCGAAUGCCAUGAUCUCGGUGCACGUGCCGGAGCGCGGCGUGGUGGAUGUCAAGCCGCUGGGCGUGAUCUGGGCCCUGUAUAAGCAGUAUAGCUCCAGCAAUACCAUCAUGUUCGACGACAUUCGACGUAACUUUUUAAUGAACCCCAAGUCCGGCCUGAAGAUCCGUCCCUUCCGACAGGCGCACCUCAACCGAGGCACGGACCAAGAGCUGCUCAAGCUGUCCGACUACUUGCGAAAGAUUGCCCACAACUGCCAGGACUUCAACUCAUUGAACCACCGUAAGUGGGAGCACUACCAUCCCAAGAAGAACUCCUGAACUUCCGCGGGAGAUUUUCUCAUUUCGAUUGCACUCGUUUGUAAGAUUCGCUUAGGUUUAUUAAAUUAAGAUGCAUUUUGUACGCAA